CCCCGCCCCUGCUCCCUACAGCCCUACCCUGGAGAUCACCCACCUGGACUCCGUGUUUUCUUUCUCCCUGGCGGCCUUUCGCGCACCUUCCCGCUAGCAAUGCCGUUCGUUGAGCUGGACACGAACUUGCCCGCCGGCCGUCUGCCCGCGGGACUUGAGAAGCGGCUCUGCGCGGCCACUGCCGCCAUCCUGGGCAAGCCUGAGGAUCGCGUGAACGUGACUGUGCGGCCCGGCCUGGCCAUGGCGAUGAACGGCUCGGCGGAGCCCGGCGCGCAGCUGCUCGUCUCCUCCAUAGGUGUGGUGGGCACGGCCGAGGAGAACCGCGGCCACAGUGCCCGCCUCUUCGAGUUUCUCACCAAGGAGCUGGACCUGGCCCAGGACCGGAUAAUUAUCCGCUUUCUCCCCUUGGAGCCCUGGCAGAUCGGCAAGAAGGGGACAGUCAUGACCUUUUUAUGAUUGGCGUGGAGGGCAUCCAGGGCAUCUGUGAUCUGACAGCCCCUUCCAGAGAGGCUCCUGGCAGAGUGAGGGCCUGGUGGAUACCAGCUUCUGGCACCCCCACAUGCAGACAGGCCUGUGACCUCACAGUCCUCUUCCCCAUCCUUAUGACAAAUAAAUGAAGAGCGCUGUCUCUCUCAAACAUGA
Kogia breviceps (pygmy sperm whale) is the source of this 642-nucleotide messenger RNA. It is a transcript of the gene DDT, whose product is annotated as D-dopachrome tautomerase. The record is from RefSeq and is a predicted model, not a curated record. NCBI's taxonomy places the organism in Eukaryota, Metazoa, Chordata, Mammalia, Artiodactyla, Physeteridae. Gene Ontology annotation, molecular function: phenylpyruvate tautomerase activity.